Messenger RNA from Podarcis muralis (Common wall lizard), 5201 nucleotides. RefSeq names its product lysine acetyltransferase 2A (gene KAT2A). Gene Ontology annotation, cellular component: nucleus; ATAC complex. NCBI's taxonomy places the organism in Eukaryota, Metazoa, Chordata, Lepidosauria, Squamata, Lacertidae. The record is from RefSeq and is a predicted model, not a curated record. Gene Ontology annotation, biological process: positive regulation of transcription by RNA polymerase II; chromatin remodeling. Gene Ontology annotation, molecular function: histone H3 acetyltransferase activity; protein binding.
AUGCGCAGUGGCGCCCACGCGCCCACGCCGCCUCGGAGGGUCCCGGGCAUCAUGGCGGAGCCGGAGGUCUCAUCGCAGGCUAGCCGGGCCCCGCAGGCUAGCGCUCCCUCCGUCUCCACAGUGUCUGCGGCCACGGCUCCGCCGGUAGUGGGAGGAGGCGGAGCCGGAGGAAGCAGCAGCGAUCCGGUUCGCCCGGGGUUGAGCCAGCAGCAGCGCGCGAGCCAGCGUAAGGCGCAUGCGCGGAGCUUCCCGCGGGCAAAGAAGCUGGAAAAGCUAGGGGUGUUCUCAGCCUGCAAGGCUAAUGACUCUUGCAAAUGCAAUGGGUGGAAGAACCCAAACCCUCCCACAGCCCCCCGUAUGGACCUGCAGCAGACGGUCACCAACCUCAGCGAGCCCUGCCGUAGCUGUGGGCACACGCUAGCUGACCAUGUGUCUCACCUGGAGAAUGUCUCUGAGGAAGAGAUCAAUCGGCUUCUGGGGAUGGUAGUAGAUGUGGAGAACCUUUUCAUGUCAGUGCACAAGGAAGAGGACACAGACACCAAGCAAGUUUAUUUCUACCUGUUUAAGCUCCUAAGGAAAUGCAUCCUCCAGAUGAGCCGCCCGGUUGUUGAGGGCUCACUCGGAAGCCCCCCUUUUGAAAAACCAAACAUUGAACAGGGCGUCUUAAACUUUGUGCAGUACAAGUUCAGCCACCUGCCCCCUAAGGAGCGACAGACCAUGUUUGAGUUGUCGAAGAUGUUCCUUCUGUGCCUAAACUACUGGAAGCUGGAAACGCCGUCUCAGUUCCGCCAGCGCUCACAAAAUGAUGAUGUGGCAACAUACAAGGUUAACUACACCAGGUGGCUGUGCUAUUGCCACGUCCCCCAAAGCUGCGACAGCCUCCCACGCUACGAAACCACCCAGGUGUUUGGGCGCAACCUCCUCAAGUCCACUUUCACGGUGACUCGCCGGCAGCUGCUGGAGAAGUUCCGCGUGGAGAAGGACAAGCUGGUACCAGAGAAACGGACCCUCAUCCUCACCCACUUCCCCAAGUUUCUAUCAAUGCUCGAGGAAGAAAUCUAUGGGGAGAGCUCACCAAUCUGGGAGGCCGACUUUACUAUGCCGGCGUCAGAAGGAACCCCACUCGUUCCCCGGCCAGCAAUCAGCACCGUUCCCGCAGCCAGCACUCCGCUCUUCAGCAAAUCUCUGAGCUGCAGUUCCUCCUUGGCUUCCAUUAACCUGGAUGGCAGCUCAUUGGAUUCUGUGCCAGGUGAGAAGAGGAAGCUUCCAGAGAGCUUGACGCUGGAGGAUGCGAAGCGGAUUCGCGUGCUGGGUGACAUCCCGAUGGAGCUCGUAAACGAAGUGAUGUUGACUAUCACAGAUCCAGCAGCCAUGCUGGGACCUGAGACCAGCCUGCUGUCCGCUAACGCGGCCCGGGAUGAGACAGCCCGCCUAGAGGAGCGCCGCGGCAUCAUCGAAUUCCAUGUCAUCGGCAACUCACUCUCGCAGAAAUCCAACAAGAAGAUUCUCAUGUGGCUGGUUGGGCUGCAGAAUGUAUUUUCACACCAGCUGCCUCGAAUGCCCAAGGAGUACAUUACCCGUCUGGUUUUUGAUCCCAAACACAAGACUCUGGCACUGAUCAAAGAUGGCCGAGUGAUCGGCGGCAUCUGCUUCCGAAUGUUCCCCACCCAGGGGUUCACAGAGAUUGUCUUCUGUGCUGUGACGUCCAAUGAGCAAGUCAAGGGUUAUGGGACCCACCUGAUGAAUCACCUGAAAGAAUACCACAUCAAGCACAGCAUCCUGUACUUCCUCACCUAUGCUGAUGAAUAUGCCAUUGGCUAUUUCAAGAAGCAGGGCUUCUCCAAAGACAUCAAAGUCCCCAAGAGCCGAUACCUUGGCUAUAUCAAGGACUAUGAGGGAGCCACCUUGAUGGAGUGUGAACUGAAUCCCCGGAUCCCUUACACAGAGCUCUCUCAUAUCAUCAAGAAGCAGAAGGAGAUCAUCAAGAAGUUGAUAGAGAGGAAGCAGGCCCAGAUCCGCAAAGUCUACCCCGGCCUCACUUGCUUCAAGGAAGGUGUUCGGCAUAUCCCUAUCGAAAGCAUACCAGGCAUCCGAGAGACAGGAUGGAAACCCUUGGGGAAGGAGAAAGGGAAGGAGCUCAGGGAUCCUGACCAGCUGUAUACAGCCUUGAAAAACCUCCUAGCGCAAAUCAAGACCCAUCCCAGCGCCUGGCCGUUCAUGGAACCGGUCAAGAAAUCUGAGGCUCCAGACUACUAUGAGAUCAUCCGUUUCCCCAUUGACCUCAAGACGAUGACGGAGCGGCUCAAGAACCGCUACUACGUCACCAAGAAGCUGUUCAUCGCCGACUUGCAGCGCAUAAUCACCAACUGCCGCGAGUACAACCCCCCCGAGAGCGAUUACUGCAAGUGCGCCAACACCCUGGAGAAGUUCUUCUACUUCAAGCUCAAGGAAGGGGGCCUCAUCGACAAGUAGUAGCAUCUGGGCUUAUUUCCCCACACACACACCUCCGCCCUUCCAUCUUGUGGGGACUCUCUUCCGGCUUGUGGCGAACAGCUGGCCGCUUCUCUGCUGCCUUUUGCCGCGUCUCACGCACAAACCGCAUCUGGGGUUGGCUGGAUAAAAGAGCUUUUCCUUUUACGUGAGGGGGCGUGGGAUGCGCACGGGUGCCAUCUCUGUUGCAUGCUUCUCCUUGCCCCUGAACAGACUGGGAUCUGCCAUCGGCCCUCUCGAAUUUCCGAGCCUUAUCACUCCAUCCGUUGGGUCUUCCUUCUUAGAAGAGAGUCGUGUGGGAGUAGUCUGGGAGAUCACCCCAGAAAAAGAUUCUGGAUCCUUGCAUUAUGCAUCCAAAACAUGUAACGAGGGAAGUGAGAAGCCCUCUUCCCCGCCCCCAUUUUUCCGUAUAUGUCUGUGGGUUUUCUUGUGCUUCCAUGUGUUGGGAGAGUUUUUCACCUGCUUGCACUUCAUCCUUGCUUUAAGAUUCAGCCAUUUCCUCUUGACAUAUGAAUGUAGAAAAGGAGCACUUGAGAGGUAGAAGAGGACCAGGAGAGUUGGGGAGACUUUAUUACAGACUUCAGCAAUAAAGAGGUUUCUUUCCCCAACCCCCUCUUCAAAAGCCGUUGAUGGGACCAUGAAAAACAGAAGCCCUCCUUUUUGUUUUUGGCUAACUCACAACUUCCCACUAUCCUGUUUGAAUGCUGUUGGCCUGUCCUGUAGAGCUGUGUUUCCCAAAUGUGGGUCUCCAGAUGUUUUGAAACUACAGUUCCCAUCAUCCCUGACCACUGGUCCUGCCAGCUAGGGAUGAUGGGAGUUGUGGUCCAAAAACAGCUGGAGACCCACGUUUGGGAAAAGCCCUGCUGUAGAGGAAAGGACCCCUUUUGAACCUUAGGCUAAAUUGUGACUGCAUUCACCAGGCAGCUCAUUCCGUUUUCACGACUUUCCCCUAAAAGUUAAGUUCCACUUUAUAUCUGAAUUUUCACCUGACUUAAAAGCCACUUCCAGAACUUUAGUGCUCAUUUAUGUGUAAUUUGCUUUGCGGGGGGAGGGUCUGUUGGCAAAUGAUGUGGAAAUGAGUGCUAAACUUGCCCUAUACUUUCCACAGUGGUUCCGGAAGUGGAUAUUACAUUGUGUGAAAGUGCAAAUACAAUGUGGAAAGUAAACUUUUAGGAAAACGUCAUGAAAAUUGAAUGACCUGCCAGGUGAAUGCAGCCGGUAUAUAGCUGCAGGAGGUGGGCAAACAAGUAAAGGAUACGUGGGGGGGGGGGAUAACCCCCUUGCUCAGUUGCCAGAUUUUACCCUCUCAAUGCUUACCAAAUGCCGGAUACUGGAUUGGAACUGUACACCCCACUGCUUGGUGGUGGUAGUAGUAGUAAAUUCUCUGCAUACCAGACCAGAAUUAGCAGGUCUGUGACCCCUCCUCACUGCUGGACACCCCGCUUGGCUGUCUGAUCACUAUCCACAACGUAUGGCCCAUUCCUGAUUAUUUUCUGUCCUGCACUUACAUCCCCACACCUAUUUGAUCCUCUGCAUCUGAGUUUAGUCUUCAUCUCUGCACUUAAAACUUUUGCACACAGACAUUGUCCCACCCACUCUGUCAAGAGUAGCCAAGCUUUGGUGGGGGAAAAUAAUCAGGAACACAACUCAGUAUCAGUGGUGCCAAUGAUUCCAUCCCUCUCAUUGGAGCUCCACCCACCCGCCUGCCUGUCUUCAACACGCACUUUCCUAUGCAUAUAUCUGUGAGUGUCUGCCAUAUUUGCUGUUUCUCAUGCCUUGGUUUAAAGGAGGUACAGAGAGGGUCAUUGUUUUCUUCUUCUGAAAUAGAGGCAGCCAGUUUUGCUGUUAACCAGAUACUUUAAAAUGACCGUGGUGUUCUGAUGACUUGCAGUAAGUUGCCAAGUUGGCACAGCCGCUCUCCUCAGGCGCCCUAUAAAUUUUGUGAUGCUUAAUAUCUGUGCCACCAUGUGGUGCAACAAAAUUAUAGCUCAGUUGUUUUUCUCUUGGCCAUGAGAGUACAAUUGUGAGGACAUCAAACGCCCUAAGCCAGGCAUGGGGAACCAGGGCCCUCGAGACUUUAUUGGACUCCAGUUCCCAUCAGCCCUAGUCAGUGAAGCCGAAAGGUCAGGGGUGAUGGGAGUUGUAGUUAAACAGCAUCUGGAAGCCCCACUCACCCACCCCAUAUGAAGAAUUGCAGGCCUUUGUUGCAAUAAUUUCUGGGGUCUGGUGGUGAGAAAAACAAAUGUGUAACACCCUAGAUCAGCUUUUUUCAACCUUGGGUCCCUAGAUAUUGACGGACUGCAACUCCCAUCAUUCCUAGUCAGCAUGACCAGUGGUCAGGGAUAAUGAGAGCAUCUGGGGACCCAAAGUUGAGAGAGGCUGCCCUAGAUAAUAGUGGCAUUUUAUUGGUGGCCUGUAUAUUUAAUACAGGAAGUGUAAGCUGCCCAUCGACACUCACUUUUUCCCUUCCAGCACAGGUGUGGGGAACAUUUAGCCCCCUCCCAUCACCCCCCGCCAUUGACUAUACUUGCUAGGGCUGAUGGGAGUUGUAGUUCAGCAACAUCUGAAGGUUCCCCACAUUUCAGUAGGUAUGGGGUAAUGGGAAAGGAGGGUUGGAAAGUUGGGGUGGAUGGACAACUAGAUUGUGUUCAGUUAUCCAGCCUGCUUCAGGGUGAUUUGCCCAGGUGGAAUAUACUCUGUUUUAAGUGCUU